GCUGGCGGGGAAGGGGGCGGGAACCCCAGGCUAUAGACCCCUACGCGCAAGCGCGCUGGAGCCGCGUGGUCACUGUCCAUGUGACCGGGGCAGGCAGCGGGCGGCCUUCCGUCUGGGCCGACAGGGCGCGGUAACCUCUGAGUACUCGCCUUCCUGCAGGCCCAGUCCGAGGUCUGGCAGUCAGCGACAGAGUCGGGCGUCCACGGCCCAAGUACCCCCGGCAGCACCAUGCCUGCGCUCCUGGAGCGCCCCAAGCUUUCCAACGCCAUGGCCAGGGCAUUGCACCGGCACAUCAUGAUGGAACGGGAGCGCAAGCGGCAGGAGGAAGAAGAAGUAGACAAGAUGAUGGAACAGAAGAUGAAGGAAGAACAGGAGAGAAGAAAGAAAAAAGAGAUGGAAGAGAGAAUGUCACUAGAGGAGACCAAAGAACAAAUCCUGAAGUUGCAAGAGAAGCUUUUGGCCCUACAGGAAGAGAAGCACCAGCUUUUCCUGCAGCUCAAGAAAGUUUUACAUGAGGAAGAAAAACGAAGGCGAAAGGAACAGAGUGACUUAACCACUCUGACAUCAGCUGCAUACCCACAGAGUCUGACUGUUCACACAGGAACUCAUCUCCUCAGCAUGCAGGGAAGCCCUGGAGGACACAAUCGCCCAGGCACCCUCAUGGCAGCUGACAGAGCCAAACAGAUGUUUGGACCCCAAGUGCUUACAACCCGGCAUUAUGUGGGCUCAGCAGCUUUCGCAGGGACUCCAGAACAUGGGCAAUUCCAAGGCAGCCCAGGCGGUGCUUAUGGCACUGCUCAACCCCCACCUCACUAUGGACCCACCCAACCGGCCUAUAGCCCUAGUCAGCAGCUCAGAGCACCUUCAGCCUUUCCUGCAGUGCAGUACUUGUCUCAGCCACAGCCACAGCCUUAUGCCGUGCACAGCCACUUCCAGCCGACUCAGACAGGGUUCCUCCAGCCUAGUGGUACCCUGUCCCUGCAAAAGCAAAUGGAACAUGCUAACCAGCAGACUGGCUUCUCCGACUCAGUCCUGACUCUCUUCUCUGCAGUCCUCCCUGCGCCCCAUGCACCCCCAAGCUUUGCAUCCAGCCCCAGGACUCCUUGCCUCUCCCCAGCUCCCUGUGCAGAUGCAACCAGCAGGGAAGUCAAGCUUUGCAGCUACCAGCCAACCCGGCCCCCGGCUUCCUUUUCUCCAGCACAGCCAGAAUUCAAGAUUCUACCACAAGUGACCAUCAAAUAUUAUCAACCUCACCCCACCCCCUACCAUGGGUGAAGAUCCUAGUCCUAGGCCAAUAAAAUCUAUCUGCCAAUG
Molecule: messenger RNA, 1314 nt
Organism: Phyllostomus hastatus (greater spear-nosed bat)
Lineage: Eukaryota; Metazoa; Chordata; Mammalia; Chiroptera; Phyllostomidae
Gene: GPS2
Product: G protein pathway suppressor 2
Exons: 10
Coding region: 229-1275 (348 amino acids)
Biological process (GO): regulation of transcription by RNA polymerase II
Cellular component (GO): transcription regulator complex
Molecular function (GO): transcription coregulator activity
Source: RefSeq, a predicted model, not a curated record